Messenger RNA from Triplophysa dalaica, 1177 nucleotides. Its product is annotated as pregnancy-specific glycoprotein 22-like. The transcript is spliced from 5 exons. NCBI's taxonomy places the organism in Eukaryota, Metazoa, Chordata, Actinopteri, Cypriniformes, Nemacheilidae. The coding region runs from base 149 to 952 and encodes 267 amino acids. The record is from RefSeq and is a predicted model, not a curated record.
GCGGAACAUUUCAUUUUGUUCUGCCAAUCAGUAACGCCCUGACAGUGACCGCGCCCACAGGUGACGUAGACAGUGUUCCGUACACUUUUUCCGCACGCCAGGGACCCCUACUGAGUUGUUGACAGACGGACAAGCAAGUGAGGAUCAGAUGUGCAGGUUUAAUCAGACAGAAAUCUGUUAUGCAGUUCUGGGACACAAACUCUCUCUGCAGAUGGAUCCAGAGUCUCAACGCUAUGACGCAACAUUAAAACAUCACAAAACAGGCAACAAAACAGUUGAUCCAACAUGUAAAAUUAAAAAUGACAAGAUAAAAGAGAAUACUUGUGAUCUUUACAAGAGCAGAUCUGAUGUCAUGAUCAGUAAUGGUGCUGUGAUUAUAAAUCAUGUGAUCAGAGAAGAUUCAGGCAGAUACACAAUAGUACUUACUGACUCGACUGGCUCAGAAACAUCUGCAGAACUUCAGAUGAAUGUUAAAGGUGAGGAUCAGAUGUGCAGGUUUAAUCAGACAGAAAUCUGUUAUGCAGUUCUGGGACACAAACUCUCUCUGCAGAUGGAUCCAGAGUCUCAACACUAUGACGCUUAUAUACAACAUCUCAAAACAGGCGACAGAACAGUUGAUCCAACAUGUAAAAUUAAAAAUGACAAGAUUAAAGAGAAUACUUGUGAUCUUUACAAGAGCAGAUCUGAUGUCAUGAUCAUUAAUGGUACUGUGAUUAUAAAUAAUGUGAUCAGAGAAGAUUCAGGCAGAUACACAAUAGUACUUACUGACUCGACUGGCUCAGAAACAUCUGCAGAACUUCAGAUGAAUGUUAAAGAUUCAGGGUCAGUGGUGUUUGUGAUUGUGUGGAGUCUUCAGAUGAUGAUUCUGUUGCUUCUGUUGGGAGGUUUUCACAUCUACAUCAGAAACACACACACAUCAGGAGGGAAACUGGAAGAAGAUACUGCUCUGUAGAUCCAGUCUGAGAAGAGUGAUUUAAACAACAGCGUCAAGAGACGGCAGCAGAUUUCAUCAAAUGCAUGAGAAAUGAUUUCAUAAAGAUUUUUGUACAGAUGAAUAGAGACGCAGGUCACUGUGUAGUUAAAGGUUGUUUAAUAAGUGUGUGUUGAUUAUAAACAGAUGGAUCUGUAUGUUCAUACACACCUACAGUACAGCAGUUAUUGACAUUUUGAAAUAAAA